Stomoxys calcitrans (stable fly) is the source of this 662-nucleotide messenger RNA. RefSeq lists its product as uncharacterized. NCBI's taxonomy places the organism in Eukaryota, Metazoa, Arthropoda, Insecta, Diptera, Muscidae. Bases 1 to 510 code for a protein of 169 amino acids. The transcript has 4 exons. The record is from RefSeq and is a predicted model, not a curated record.
AUGUUGUCGAAAGUAGUUUUUAGUUUGGUGAUUUUUGCUGUGGCUUUGGAAGUUGCUUUGGCCUGUAAUGGCUUCAAAGUUAACCUGUUAAAGGCUGAAAAUUGUGCUGGUGCCGAUGCUAUCAUAACCAUUGACUCAGACUUUGCAGUGAAACUCAACAAAAAAUGUGAAAUUAUCCCCAGUGGCUGCAUUAUAAACAAGCCCUUCAAGACCGCUGUCUCCAAGUUUAAGGUUACCAAGGACGGUAUGGUAAUGAAAGAGGGCAAAAUGGAUUUGUGCACCAUGGCUAAUGAUGCUCCUGCCGAAGCUAAGGAUUAUCUGAAGAUGUUCGGUGCUCCACAAUCGUGUCCCGUGGAAGAUUCAAAAGUUUGUGCCCAUGAACACAAGGUUGACAUUUCCAAAUAUAAGGCCAUGUUGAAUAUGGCCCGCGGUCACAUGAUCAUUGAUUCGGACAUAACUCAUGACACCGGCAAAUCGUGUUUCCACAUUGAAAUGGAGAUCACCAAUUAAUCUGAGGAAUUUAUUGACCCACACGCGAAGUCGGAGAUUGUCGGGAGUUAAUUGUAUGGGAACUAGCGGCAUUUGAUUUGUGCUUGAUCUAUCAUUGUUUCUUUUAUUCUUUAAACACCAAUGGAAAUAUUUUGGAAACUUUUAUAUGUUUG